CUCGGCGGCGUGCGUAAUUCGUCUGCAUGAGCAAGCCGCAGAAGAAGCCGCUUCAGCCAUGGGCCGAGCAAAUGAUCGAGGCGUUCCACUUGGCCCCUCUGGAUGAUGAUGAAUACUUUGUGCAGUGGGAGACGGGUCGUCUGGGGGUCAAUAUCUCGGAGGACAAGGAGUCCGAACUCCCAUAUGUGUCAAAGAUCACAGAUGCAAACUCUCCCUUGGCGGCAGCCAUGGAAGUUGGGGACUACCUUCUUUGCGUCAACGAACUCCGUGCGGAAGAAAACUCAUUCAACAACUUUCUUCGCCUCCUCACGACGAAGCAGAAGCCGGUCUUGCUUCGCUUCCGCCGAGGUACGCAUGCGAGUCGAAGUCGUAUCCUUGCAAACCACGACGCAAAGUACCCAGCUCCAACUUCGUCAUCCCUACAACGAAGACCUUCUAAAGACGAUCAGCAGCUACCAUCAUCCUCCUCGCUUCGACCCAUCUCGACCUCCGAUAACGCUGCCAGCAAUACCACGACCUCCCGUCUGUCGAGUCGACUAUCGCCUUCGCUCCCAUCAGCAUCCACCAUUGCGUCCAUGUUCACUCGAGCGACUUCGGUACAUCAAGGAGAAGCCACAUCGCCGCCAGUGCCGCCCCAAGCCACUAUUCCCCUCGUCGAACGGCGCCGAGCAACAUCUAUUCCCGAGAACAGGACAUCACUGCCACCGCCCCCACGUCCCUCGGCAGCUUCCACCCCGUCACCCCCCUCCUCGUCUACUUCGACUGCUUUCCCAAGGAAUCCCAUCUCAACUUCGUUAUCGUCUUCAUCCUCGGACGACCCUGGCGCGUUCGUAUUCUCAUGGGUCGAUGGCCCCCUGGGCGUUUACUUUGGGGAGGACGAAAACACACAACUUCCCAUCGUCACGCGGACUCUGCCACACGCGUCGCCUCUCAUUACGGCCAACGUUCAGGUGGGCGACACGCUCGUGUCGGCGAACGGCCUGCUCUCUCGGGACCAUCCAUUUGGAGAAUUUUUUGCGGCGUUGCAAAAGAUGUCGAAACCGAUUCAACUCGUCUUUGCACCGUCCACGGCACCAGAAUCGGAUGACGAGAGUACUAGCGGUCGCCACAGCCCCACCCACUCCGAUGACGUUAUCGUGCGCGAUCCCGUCGACCACGAGGCACACCGUCCACGUCCUCCUCCACCACCACGGUCCCCCGCAAGUCGCGUCGAUCUCGGCAGCAAGGAACAUGCGGCAAAGGGCGAUGACCGCGAGUCCAAGAGUCCUGCGGCUGCUGUGUCGCCCGAGCAAGUCCUUCAGUACCCGCCACCAUCCCCCAAAGCGGAAUGCUCCAGUGGCGACGUCUCGUCACCCGCGGCGUCUGUAGCCGUCGCAGCUCCCGUGCCAGUGCCGGACGAGCGCCCCUACAUGUCGGACGACGACGACGAUGUCAAAGCUGCGCUAUUGCAUGGCCAUUCCAAUCCUGCGCACGCUUCUCGCGACGAUGACGAUGACGACGACGAUGGAAACGUCAUCACGGACGUGGAUCUGGAUCUCGAGCCUGCCGACGAUGACGAGGAUGACGACGCUGCAGACGCUGUGAUGCCCACACUCGAGUUUAUCAAAGGAGCCCCGCCGUCAACGUCCAAGCGCCAAGGCAGGGACAGCCCCACCCAAACGUCGUCCACGACGCCGCUCGCGCGCCCGACGACCCCUCUAUCGUCUACUGCGAGUGGUGCCAGCAACAGCUCGAGCGGUAACAACGAGCGAACAGGCGGGUCGCGCCGCGGUCGAAGCGGGGGCAAGUCCAAGCGCAACUUCACCACACUCGCUCGCCUACCUCGCGUGAACGAGUUGGAAGAACAGACGAUCGCCCUUGUGGAACCCAACAGCGUCAACAUGAAACUCACGGUGCGUGGGCGACUCAAGAGCCAGCGCGUGUCCAAGGCAGACACACCCGACAGCUCCAUGUACCUGAUCAAGUGGAAGGAGAAUCGAAGCAUCGGCGUGCAGUUGCGCGAAUGCCGCCUCGCCAAGGGCGUGUACCCGAUGGUCGUGUUGGUGUGCCGGGAGGCGUGCUGCGAGUCGCUGCGGCACGUUCAGAUCGGCGACCUCCUCGUCGAAAUCAACGGCCGUGACACGGCCAUGAUGAGUGUCAAGAAAACGAUCGCAUUCGUCAAGACGUGCACGAAAACGGCGCUGCUCAAGUUCAAGCGCGGUCCUGGCAUCUCCGUGUCCCGAGUCAGUGCCUAGUCGACAAGUAUAAGGCAAUCGACCAACGCCUUUCAAUCGAUGUGCUGUCUUCAAAGGACGAUGCGUCGACGUGUUGUAGCUAGCCGCACGUCAGGGGACAACUGCGUCC
This is a messenger RNA of Aphanomyces invadans, 2343 nucleotides long. RefSeq lists its product as hypothetical. The transcript has a single exon. Bases 27 to 2234 code for a protein of 735 amino acids. Gene Ontology annotation, molecular function: protein binding. NCBI's taxonomy places the organism in Eukaryota, Oomycota, Saprolegniomycetes, Saprolegniales, Verrucalvaceae. The record is from RefSeq and is a predicted model, not a curated record.